Parastagonospora nodorum SN15 is the source of this 1563-nucleotide messenger RNA. RefSeq lists its product as hypothetical. NCBI's taxonomy places the organism in Eukaryota, Fungi, Ascomycota, Dothideomycetes, Pleosporales, Phaeosphaeriaceae. The record is from RefSeq and is a predicted model, not a curated record. The transcript is spliced from 3 exons. The coding region runs from base 1 to 1563 and encodes 520 amino acids. Gene Ontology annotation, molecular function: hydrolase activity.
AUGUCUGCCUCUGCUUUGAAGCGGUCCCGCUCUACCUCCCCAGCAUCACACUCUAGCAAGCGUAGUUGUGUAGGAAGCCCUGCAGGCUCUGCCAAUGUCCGCUUCCUGGUCCUCUCCGACACGCAUGGAUGCGAAUUGCCAUCUUCGCUUCCAAAAUGCGAUGUCCUCCUUCACUGCGGCGACAUUACCGAAGAUGGUUCACCCGAGAGCAUCGAAAAAGCGCUCCAAGCACUGGGCAGCAUUGAAGCUGAGCUCAAGCUUGUAAUAGCAGGAAAUCACGAGAUUUCCAUGGACAAAGACUACUAUCUGGCUGAAGGUGGAUCAGCUGAAGACCUCGAAAAGACUCUGAAGCUCACCAGCCAUACCUCCUCCUCAGUGGCUAGCAAGAAUGGUAUCACCUUUCUCGAAGAAGGCACACACCCCUUCACUCUCUCCUCGGGCGCCUCCUUCACCAUUUAUGCAUCUCCCUUCACGCCCAAGUACGGUGCUUCAGCCUUCCAAUACCCCACCGGCGAAGACCGAUACAACCCCGCUGAAUUUUCGCAUUCGUGGGCAAAAAAUGUCGGUACCGAAAUGUCGACUAUCCCAGAAAACGUCGACAUAGUCAUGACUCACGGGCCGCCCAAAUAUAUUUUAGACUCGACUCCCGAUGGUAGCAGCGCAGGAUGUGAGCAUCUGCGCCGGGCUAUAGAGCGGGUCCAGCCAAAGCUGCAUUGCUUUGGACAUGUUCACAAGGGCUAUGGGGCCCAGAGACUAGCGUUUGACACAAAAGUCAAGAUUGGUGGGGAGGCCGAUUCCAUAAACCCGCUUCAGAAAGAAUGGGUUGGAAAGAAUCAGGCCAAGAAGAAGGGAUUCGCGAGCAUUCCUCCCGGCUCGCUUGAGGACCUUCGCUCCAGCAAGCAAACGCUGUGUGUGAACGCGGCGAUGGAGGGAGAGAAGGGCUUGCUGGAGAACGCACCCUGGGUUGUUGACCUAGAGUUCCCACGAUCUGCAUUCCUGCAGAUGCUGAUUGGUAAGUCGGCCGCAGCAACGACCGACAUCAAACUUCCGCUGUUCACAUUUCGAAUACUGUGGUCCUACGAACAACCCAACGCACAAAAGACCAGCAACAUGACGGCAUCUUCAUCACUCGUCCUCUACCGCCCUGGCCCUUCAACUUCACUGACAACGAAGCCAUCCCCAACAUCACUCAUCUCCAGCCGGCUAUUCACCCACCAAACCGGCACCGCCAUCGCCACAGAACUCCUCUACCGGCUCCUCUUCGACAUCAUAAACCGCUUCCUCGCCUCCUUUCAGCGUCUCGCAUCCCGAGGCAUCGAAGAAGCAACAUCCUGGCUCGAGCAGAAGAUGCAAGAGCGUCGCGAGAGGCUGCAAGCGCAGGGCACCCAGCAGUUGAAGAUUGUCCAGGAAGUCGGCAAGCUCGCAGAAGAUCGGGGAUUCAUCACGUGUCCGAUAGGUGGGGAGCGUGGGGCUGCGAGACAGCCGCCGUGGGUGAAGAGCGUGUUGGUGGGGAUUGAGGAGGGGAGGUUGCAUGAUCGGGACUUUUAUACGAAUUCGUGGUGA